AUGAGUGAAUCCAAGACUUUUGACAACAAGUCUCAAUCACCUGUCUCUGAAGGGCAGGACUUUCCGGAUGACAAUCGAGUACAAACGGAGUUACCAGCCGCAUGGCCUCAGGAUUCCACUGGAAGUCAUGAUGAUGAUGAUCAGAAGGACUCCCUCGAGAUAGCCGCAGAUGAUUGGGGGUAUGCACUCACUGACAAAUAUAUAGAAGAAUUGCCUCGUUCAACUGUGCAAGAGAGUAAAACGCAUCUGAGCAUAGGCUCCAAAACGUCGUAUACCUUGACAAUCUCCUCCACAGAGACAGCUGUGAUAAUCAUCAGCCAAAUGCAGGCUUUUCAUGGUGCCAUGGUUGCCAGGAUGGAAUUGGAAGUACAUAUCAAGGAGUCACGUAACAGCCGCAGGCCUCUGAAACCACAUGUCACUAGAGUUGCUCCAGUACUUUUUGAAGGAACCUCUGAAAAAACAAGCAAUUCUAUCAAAUUAUCAGCCAGCGCUGGCAUCUCGCCCCCCCCCUUUUUCAAUCUCAAUCCAGCGGUGACUAUAAGCACCAUGGCUCACCGAGCCGACAACGAGACUGAUCUCUCUGUCCGGACUGUAGUUUACGGAACAGCCUCUUGUAGUAAGAUCAGUACUCAAGGCAUCGGUCUCAGUUGUCACCUUUUCAUUGUCCAAACUGAAGAGCCUUCCAACCCAGACGAUGACUUGUUUGAGAUACAUGUCACCAGCAAAACGGCAAUAAAGGCACCUUUUCUCCAGAAGUUGAAAGAACAGCUUAUGGAAAAGAAGACAGUCAUGACUCCCCUUAUUUGUUCAGCGGGUGACGAAUUACCGGCUGGUUUCAAGCGGCCUGACAAAGAUGUGGGGCAGAUGACUCAGGCUGAACUGGACCAGCUGGCCAACAAUUGUCUCAUGGCGCACGCAAAUGCAAGUUACCAAUAUGCGAUUAAUAUCGCCACCGCCGGUAAUACUGACUCGACUUGA
This is a messenger RNA of Tremella mesenterica DSM 1558, 978 nucleotides long. RefSeq lists its product as uncharacterized. Bases 1 to 978 code for a protein of 325 amino acids. The transcript has 3 exons. The record is from RefSeq and is a predicted model, not a curated record. Lineage: Eukaryota; Fungi; Basidiomycota; Tremellomycetes; Tremellales; Tremellaceae.